ACACGGGGUGAAGUUCAUCGCACUUUCACACUUCCUCAAACGCCUUGCUGCUUGAGUCGCCUGCUCUUGUCAGGUCCUGCCCGCUCCUGUCUGCUCCUGUCUGCUCUUGUCUGUUCUCCGCUCCAGCACAGACCCAUGAGGGGCCCCGCUGUGUGCGUGUGAGGGGCCCUGGGACACAUGGAGGGGGCCGAGGCGAACGCGGAGCCGCUGUCUCCAAACUCCAGGAGGAGUUUCAGCUUCUCGUCUCUGCGCAUCAAAAAGAGGCACCACAGUCAGGACGAGAGCUUCUCACGGCGCAGGGGUGUGUGGUCUUACUCCUCUGUGCCAAACCGCUCUAGCUCCAGAAAAGAUGCUGCAUUUGAGGACGCCUCCCCUCCUCAGAGCCCUCUGGAGAAAAGCAGGCCUCCUUCAGGUGAGCAGCCUCGAGGAGCCCUCAUCUCGGACAUCUCAGGGAGGCACACAGGCCCCAGUGUUCCAGGAGAAGAUGCAGGCGGUCGGCAGGGGGCCCUCAAGAGGGUCAGUGCUAUGUUCUCCUCUUUGCGCAAAGGAAAAAAAGACCGAGCCAAAGAGUCAGAGCCGCUCGAGCCUCUGGGGCCCCUGGUGGAGGACCCAUCUAGACAGCAGCGCUAUGCCAGUGGACAGUACUUCUUUGAGUACCUGGUGGUGGUCAGUCUGAAGAAGGAAAAGGAGCAGGACAACUAUGACCCACAGAUCUCCUACCAGUUCCCCAAGAGAGAUGGAUUGGGCCGCUCCCAAAAAGAGGAGGAGGAGAAGAUCCUGAAGGCCAUCACGCUCUUCUGUUUUCCAGAGGGUAUUAACUGGGCUCCUCUGACUGAAUACCACAGUGAGACCUUCUCUUUCGUCUUGACGGAGAUUGAUGGCAGCAGGAGGAACGGCUACUGCAGGAGGCUGCUGCCUGGGGGUAAAGGAGCACGCCCUCCGGAGGCCUACUGCAUUAUCAGCCGUGUGGCCUGCUUCGGACUCUUCUCUAAGAUCUUUGAUGAGGUGGAGAAGCGGCGUCAGAUAUCUAUGGCGAUGAUCUACCCAUUCAUGCAGAAGCUCCGUGAGGCGCCAUUCCCUGCUCCAGGAAACACUGUGGAGAUCAAGAGCUUCAUCCCCGAGUCUGGCACUGAGAUCAUCAGGCUGACCCGGCCUCUGGACUCGUGGUUGGAGCAUGUGGACUUUGGCACUCUGUUCCAGUAUCUGAGCGACGUGGAGGUCCUGCUGGUGUUCUCUGCUGCUGUUCUGGAGAGACGCAUCAUCUUCAUGGCCGACGAGCUCAGCACUCUGUCCCAGGUGCUGCACGCUGUGGCCGCCCUGCUCUACCCCUUCACAUGGCAGCACACCUUCAUCUCCAUCGUGCCCAAGAUCCUGAUGGACGUGGUGAUGGCGCCCACUCCGUACCUGCUGGGCGUGCAGAAGAGCCUGCUGGGCCAGCUCUGCGACACUGUGGAUCUGCUGGUGGUGGACCUGUCCGAGGACAAGAAGGAGACUUUUACCUACUCAAUUGGUGAUGAAAAGACCAUUUUGCCUCCAAAGAUACAGACAGAGAUCCUGGAGUCUUUAAGAGCAAGGAGACAAGCCUCAACGGUGGAGGAGCUGAACCGGGUGGUGUCUGAGGCUUUCCUUCAGUUCUUCGUGAAGACUGUGGGCCACUACGCGUCCUUCGUUAAGUACGGCUCACCUGGAGAGCACGGUGUGUUCCAGAAGAGGGGCUUCUACAAAGCCAUCGAGUCCAAGAGCACACGCCACUUUGUCAAGAAGUUCAUCCAGACACAGAUGUUUGACCUGUUCAUCCAGGAGGUGGAGCAGCAGCACCCUGGCCCUCAGCAAGGAGUGUUCCAUAGAAAGAUCCUGGAGUACCACGAGAAGAGAAAACGGGACAAGGCCAAGCGGCACUAGGGCACACCUCACAUGGACACAAGGAGACCUACCCAAGAAUACAUACGAUUACCUGCAUGAGGGUGCCAACAGACAAGUACCUACACAGGGGUGACUACUCAAGAGUACCUACAUUAAGGAAUCAACCCAAGAGGACCUACAUAUCAGUACCUACAUUAAGGAAUCAACCCAAGAGGACCUACAUACAAGCACCCAGGAACCUCCCCAAGAGUACCUACAUGCGUGUAAAUUUAGAUUUUCUAAAAAAGAGAUCAACUAUAAAUGUGAUCAAACAAAAGCAGAGGUAGACAGGCUGCCAAGACUUUCAUGACAUUUAGCGUUGACAAGGAGAAUAGCCUAGAAGAAUGGCUCUUGGUGCAUAUGGUGAAUUGCAGGGCAUAUAAGGCUCAUUAUAGCUCGUUUUUAUUUUAAAAGAGUCAUCACCCAGAAACACAAUUACUAACAAAAUUACUUUGGGGGAGAGGUAAUGGAUAACUACAACUAAUUACUUUUUUGAGUGUUCUUGCCCAACACUGCUCAAGAGUACCUUAAUAUGAGUAUCUACAUAAGGGUACCUGUCCAAGAAUACCUACACAAAGGGAACCUUCCCAAGAAUACCUACAUGAGGGAACCUACAUACAAGUAGCUACACAAGGGUGCCUACCCAAGAAUACCUACUCAAGAUAACCUACUUAAGAGUACCCUGGAAUAGUCCACCUACAUAAGAGUACCCAGGAUUUAGAGUACCUAUUUAUGAGGACAUAGGAAUGAUUCUGUUGCACUAUUUUUAGAUAUUCUGAAUGGUUUUAACUGUAAAUGAGUGUACAGCUGCUGCUGCUGCUACUGUGAAACUCUGGGGCUGCAGUCCUUACAACAUUUCACAGACCAAAUGUAACCACUGAUCUUAGAAUAUUAGGAUGUAUGUAUAAUUGUUUUAUUUCUUUGACUGAUUUCAGACAUCUUAUUUAUUGAUCUGCUGUUUUAUGGUGAGGUGAAAUCUGCAGGCACAUUUCUUGAAACAGUAGAAUGAUAUUUUAUUGCAAACAGACUACUAAGCCUACUUACCAUGAUUCAAAUGUGAUUGUGUUGGUUUUGUGGCUGAAUGGGCAAUUUUCAGGUUUAUAUAAAGUUUUUAUUUUCAAA
Periophthalmus magnuspinnatus is the source of this 3024-nucleotide messenger RNA. RefSeq names its product DENN domain-containing protein 2D-like. Lineage: Eukaryota; Metazoa; Chordata; Actinopteri; Gobiiformes; Gobiidae. The record is from RefSeq and is a predicted model, not a curated record. The transcript is spliced from 17 exons. Gene Ontology annotation, cellular component: nucleoplasm; cytosol. The coding region runs from base 178 to 1902 and encodes 574 amino acids.